Messenger RNA from Limulus polyphemus (Atlantic horseshoe crab), 1664 nucleotides. RefSeq names its product potassium channel subfamily K member 18-like. The record is from RefSeq and is a predicted model, not a curated record. Gene Ontology annotation, cellular component: membrane. Lineage: Eukaryota; Metazoa; Arthropoda; Merostomata; Xiphosura; Limulidae. Gene Ontology annotation, molecular function: potassium ion leak channel activity. The transcript has 2 exons. Gene Ontology annotation, biological process: stabilization of membrane potential; potassium ion transmembrane transport. The coding region runs from base 165 to 1580 and encodes 471 amino acids.
ACGCUAGAAUCUCGACUGAUAUUUGUUACGUGUGAUAACCAACUCCUUUUCAUUAACCAUCCGACUGCUCUUUCUGUUAGUUUUUGUAGUACAAUUCAUGGAUUUUUUAUUUCUGCAGAAUCAAUUCUAGACUCACUUUAAAUUUGUAGAGUUAAUCCAGCUACAUGCUGCAAGACCUGGAAAACCAUGAAGAGGCUGCCCGUAAGACUAGGUGGAAACACUGUCUUCGACUGGUCGCUGCAUACCUUUUCUCCGACGUCGGUGUCUGCGGACUGGCAGUGAGCUACGCCAUGCUGGGCGCCUUAGUAUUUGAGGCACUAGAAACUCGCCACGAACUGGCUGAGCGAGAGCACGUACGACAGCAUCGAGCAGACUGUAUGAGGGAUUUAUGGAGGAUCACUAACAAGCUGAACGUACUCUACGAGGCGAACUGGACCCUUGCAGUUGGCGGGAGACUCCGAGAAUUCGAACAAACUGUAGUCAACGCGGUGAGGAAUGAGGGGUACGAUGGAAGAGAAGUGGAAGCCUUAGAACUUCAGUGGUCUUUCCCAGGGGCACUACUGUACUCUCUAACAGUUAUCACAACAAUUGGUUACGGGAACACUGCACCCAAAACGAGCCUUGGUAAAGUGUUAACCGUCCUUUACGCCACUGUUGGAAUUCCCCUGAUGUUCCUUUGUCUUCUCAAUGCUGGCCACCUCUUUGCCAGGAUCUUCAAGUUUAGUUACUUCCACGUCUUGUGUGUCCAGUGCCGGCAGCGAGCUCGGAUAAGUAAAGUUCGAGAAGCAGUGAGGGUGAUGCUAUACAAACACUUUCCAGGCAACAGUUCAACCACUCGAAAUCAGCAACAGACUACUGAUGGGAACCUGGAACCGUCAGCCACCAGUCAACAGCUGAACGGUCAAGUCGAACAACAAGCGACCGACAGUGACCGAUUAUGUACUGAUAACGAAGAACUUGGUGUUACCGAUAACCUAAUAACUAGUGCAAGUGAAAAUGAAAGAUCGACAGCUGCCCAGUCUGUCGUCAGUAGUCGAGACAGUGACAGUAGUCGCCACGAGCUAGUGGAAGCUAAUGAUGUCGUUCUAGAAGAAUCGCUGACCGAUAGUAGUGACAUUUCUAUAGAAAGUCGUCUUCACAACACGAACUCUUCCUCGUUUCCUCCACCCUUCUCUGACCACACCAACCUAGAUGGUACUUGUCCAAACAAGGAAGACAACCCUCGACCAAAAGAAGAAGAACGGGUUCCUGUGUACGUCGUAAUGCUUUUCAUCACUGGUUACAUUUUUGUUGGAGCUAUCAUGUUUUCUGUAGGAGAAAACUGGAACUUUAUUGACGCUGUCUACUUCUGCCUUACGGCGCUGAGUACUGUUGGAUUCGGUAACCUCGUGCCAGGUUCUUAUGACUUUAACACACAAUCUCAGUCUGCCCAGACAAGACUAAUAAUCUGUUGUUUUUACUUGAUAUUCGGAUUAGCGGUCGUUCUGAUGUCUUACAAUCUAAUACAAGAGGAAAUAAUGUUGAAAUUUAAAAGAAUCUCUCGAAACCUCAAAAUUAUGCCUCAAAAUGAAAAAUCUUAAUACAAAUUUACCUCGAAGUCGUUAGGUAAUAUCAGUGACUUUGUUGUACUAUAUUUUGUCACGUUUGUAUUUUGUUUUUUAUGU